This is a messenger RNA of Hypoxylon trugodes, 955 nucleotides long. RefSeq lists its product as uncharacterized. The transcript has a single exon. Gene Ontology annotation, biological process: N-acetylneuraminate catabolic process. Gene Ontology annotation, molecular function: N-acetylneuraminate lyase activity. Lineage: Eukaryota; Fungi; Ascomycota; Sordariomycetes; Xylariales; Hypoxylaceae. Gene Ontology annotation, cellular component: cytosol. The record is from RefSeq and is a predicted model, not a curated record. Bases 1 to 897 code for a protein of 298 amino acids.
AUGGCAACCCAAGAACUCAAAGGUAUCCUAGUCGCCCUCAUAACUCCUUACACAGAAAAUCAGAAAUCCAUCGAUAUGGUCGCGUUAGAUGAACAUGUGAACCGCCUUAUCAAUGCUGGGGUACAUGGAUUGGUUCCUGGUGGCAGCACGGGCGAGUUCACAGCGCUUAGCACCGAAGAGCGCAAAUUUCUCAUAGAACAAGUCGUCAAGUCGGCAGCCGGCCGUGUACCUGUUGUUGCGGGGAUCGGCGGGUUAUCUACGGCGAGCAGUGUGGAACUUGCAGAACACGCCGCAAAAGCGGGCGCAGCAGCUUUGAUGGUCGUGCCACCUUUUUACGACGCGCCGAACAUUGAGCAGCUACGAGAGUUACUCCAAGAAGUUCAUGUCGCCAGCAAAUUGCCGAUAGUAUAUUAUAACAUCCCUUCUGCGACUGGUGUCACCCUCGACCCCGAGCAAAUUGCGUCUCUAUCGGAUAUCGGAGUCAAGUAUAUGAAGGAUACCUCCGGUAAUGGACCCGCUCUGACAGAGCUCCUCUUCCACCAUCAUAAUGCCAUUAUUACAUUCAACGGCUGGGACACCCUUACUUUCUACGGACUUGCAGCCGGAGCUAAGGGAUCUGUAUGGGGAGCCACCAAUAUCAUCCCAGAACUGUCUAUGGAACUCUGGGAUGCGUUGGCGGUUAAAGGUGACCUUAAACGGGGAAGGGAGCUGUGGUCGAAGAUAUUUCCAAUUUGCAAGUUCCUUGAGUCCCACAACUAUUCUUCUGCUGUUAAGACGGGUAUGGAGUUACGGGGUUGGACGACAGGAGGCCUGCGGAAGCCUUUUUCAUUAUUGAAUAAGGACCUGAGAGGCAAGUUAGCGCUCCUUCUACAGAAUGCUGGGGUGAAAACUGUAUAAGGAUUUGGGUUGGUUAGACGAUGUUGAGAUAGCUACUAAGAAACUGACAAUCUUACAC